AGGCUGUGCUGGAGUGGUGGAUGGUAACGGCUCCGUCCUGCUCCUGAUGCAGCGUAGAGACGAACCGCGUCGCCAUUUUUGUGGUUCCCCCAGAAGCCCAUCCCCCUGGUGGAUGUUCGCCGGGAAACAGUGCCGCUUUCGUUCAGUUCAGUGGGAAGCGCGGCGGAGGAAGAUGGCCUCACCAAGGACAGUUACCAUUGUGGCUCUCUCUUUUGCUCUGGGUUUAUUUUUCGUGUUUAUGGGGACCAUUAAGCUCACUCCAAGGCUAAGCAAAGACGCAUACAGUGAAAUGAAAAGGGCAUACAAGAGCUAUGCUAAGGCAUUGCCAGGCCUGAAAAAAAUCGGGAUCAGCUCAGUCCUGCUCCGUAAGAUCAUUGGCUCUCUGGAGGUGGGCUGCGGUGUGGUCCUCACCCUCGUGCCGGGCAGGCCGAAGGACGUGGCCAACUUCUUGCUGCUGCUGGUCAUGCUGGCUGUCCUGUUCUUUCACCAGCUAGUUGGAGACCCCCUGAAACGGUAUGCCCACGCUUUAGUCUUUGGUAUUCUGCUCACCUGCCGACUGCUUAUUGCCCGCCAGAGUGACGACCGGCCGGAGAGAGAGGACAGCAGAGAGGAACAGCACAUUAAUGAUCAGGAAAAGAACAAGGUCAAGCAGUCUUAAGAUCUUCUUCUACUUCAGUCCAAGCCACAGCAAAGGGAACCCGGUGCGCCUCUAUGGAUUGCAGUAGUUAGAAUUUUGAAGGGAAACAGUCACUCCUAGUAAUAAUAAUACCCCUCACAUACAUCCUCUGUCCAUUCUGGCUGGCUGACUGACUACUCUCACCUACUCCUCUGCACUCUUACUGUGAAACUGAGAACUCCUGGUCCAUACAUCCUCUACAUAACCGUGGACAAUCGUACCUGUGGAUACUCCGAUGAGCUCGGCUCGCUGUCACACUAGUCAAUUCAGUUCCCCUAUUUAUUUUAAACCUACACUGUGUUAAAUGUGUUUGUGUUUUUAUUCUACUGUGACUUACCAUUUAUGCUCCAAGUUGAUUUGAGAAUGCUGUUUUUCAUGAAAGAAUCUUUGUAGCUUGUUUUUCUAAUUUGUUUUUAUACUGUAGGUAGGAGAGGCUGAUAAUUAAUGAAUUUCAAGCAUGUCUGGUUUGGUCAAGAUUAUGGAAGAUAAACCAAAUGAGCACUGUUGAAAGAAUUUUGUACUAAUUAUACGUCAACUAGUAUUACAUAUCCACAUCUUGUUUUGGUGCAGUGUUACCAGAAGGCUCUGUUGGAAGGAAAAAACAUGUUCAUUUCUCAUUUCAGUAAUUUUUUGCAGAAGUACGCAUGACGUCCUUUUAUCCUAAAGUAAAAUAAGCUAAAUAUCCUCUUUCUCCUUCCAGUUAUCACAGUGAAUUUGUUGGGUGUCUGCUGCCUCCUUUAAAAGCAGAUGAUAACCAAAUCCAAACGGUCUUUUUUUUUUCCUGUUUUGAAUUAGAAUUUUACCAUUUGUAAUACACAGGUGAAGUCUUAAAUUCUGCUCAUUGCCUUGGUUUUACUUUAUUCCCUCUGAAGGUAUGAAAAGCAUUCCUAUUGCAGCUAAAAAUGAACUCAAUUUUAAGAUUCAAAAUAUUUCUGUAAAUGAUGUACUUAAAAUAAAGAACUGGAGGUGA
Molecule: messenger RNA, 1646 nt
Organism: Amphiprion ocellaris (clown anemonefish)
Lineage: Eukaryota; Metazoa; Chordata; Actinopteri; Pomacentridae
Gene: tmem35
Product: transmembrane protein 35
Exons: 2
Coding region: 47-658 (203 amino acids)
Biological process (GO): positive regulation of protein localization to cell surface; chaperone-mediated protein complex assembly
Cellular component (GO): endoplasmic reticulum
Molecular function (GO): acetylcholine receptor regulator activity
Source: RefSeq, a predicted model, not a curated record